AUGCGCAUAGGACAACAAGCAGGUUUGGCUCAACCGUCCACAGAUCCGAAAGGAACUCCAAACCCUGAAGGCCACAAGGCAGCUGGAUCAGACGGUCUGCCACCUGGUGGAGAAGCUCUCUUAAAUAAAGUCAUGGAAGAUUUGGACUACUUUUCUAAGCGCGCGAAACGAGACAAAAUUCACGGUCCCGUCGAAUCUGAUCCGGAAUAUCAAUGCAUUGUGGAGGCCAAUAAUUUGAUGGUGGAGAUCGAUAAUGAAAUUAACAUCAUACACAAAUAUGUCCGUGACCUCUACUCGAAACGCUUUCCCGAACUGGAAUCGUUGGUUCUCACCUGUUUGGACUACCUCAAAACAGUUCUCGUAUUGGGAAAUGAUAUCCUCGAGCGUUCGAAACAGACAGAUUUGCUAUCUCCGUUUCUCACUCCAGCCACAAUUAUGGUAGUCUCCGUCACUGCCUCCACAACCCAAGGAUCUCCGCUCAAGCCAGACCAACUAGCUCGAAUAGAGGAGGCAUGCCAAAUGGCUAUUGAGUUGCACGAUAUGCGUGUCACUAUGCUGACUUAUGUGGAAUCCCGCAUGUCUUUCAUUGCACCGAAUAUUAGCAUUUUGGUUGGAGCCUCGACAGCGGCUAAACUGAUGGGUACGUUUCGUAUUCGUUAA
Molecule: messenger RNA, 660 nt
Organism: Echinostoma caproni
Lineage: Eukaryota; Metazoa; Platyhelminthes; Trematoda; Plagiorchiida; Echinostomatidae
Source: the annotation of a GenBank genome assembly